AUGAAAAUGCAAGGGGAGCUAGAGGAGGAGCAAGCACUCAACAAGGCUUUACGUGGUAUACUUCGUGGACCAGUCAUGUCUCAGCCUCGUCUCUCUUUACUGCUUCUUCCUCCUGAGGUUCAAGAUAUAAUAGAGGAGCUUGCUAUGGUUGAGGCAGAGAUAACCUGCCUCGAGAAACAAAUCCAAGACCUGAAACAUGAUGUGUAUAGUGAGAGGAAAGUGAAUCAAGAACUUGAAGCCAAAUAUGAUGAAAGAGAAGAGAGGAUGAUGAUGAUGACUACUCCUAAGAAACUUCUACAAAGGCAGAAUCAACUUCCUUGGGAACCUAACAGUGACAUUCCAAAGAUGAGAUCUAAGGAUCUAAAACAAAGAUCCAAGUUACAGAGUUGUGAAGAUCCUCAUGGUUUCAAGGAUAUCCAAAUGAGCAAUCCCUUCUCACCAAGACACAGUUCUUCGACUUUUCCAAGAAUGCAAGAUAGCAAGAACGUUCAAAUGAGCAAUCCCUUCUCACCAAGACACCGUUCUUCGACUUUUUCAAGAAUGCAAGAUAGCAAUAAAGGGCAAGAGACGACACCAAAUGGAGUAUCAGAAGAUCUGUUGAAGUGCUUGAUGGGAAUCUAUUUGGAACUCAACAAGUCAUCGCGAGAGAGAGAAGGGUCAAGAACGGUUUCAAAGCUGAGCCUCUCACACCUGAAGAACGCUUCUUUCAAACGCAAAUCUGUGUAUGGGCAGAACGCAUCAAAUCUUGAUCCUUAUGGAGUUGUGAUGGGGACUUGUAUCAGAGACAUUGGAGAGUACAAGAACUUCAUCCACAUCACUCGAACUUGCAUUGAUGUUAGCCGUCUAUCUGAUUGCUCAACUUCUCUUGUCAAUCUAAGGGUUUUGAAGGAGAAGUUGAGCAAAGUGGAUCUGAGUUUCUUGAAUCACAAGAAAAAGAUGACAUUCUGGAUCAAUACCUACAACGCAUGCGUCAUGAAUGGAUUUUUGGAACAUGGACUACCUUCAUCAAAGGAGAAACUACUGACCAUUCUCAAAAUGGCAACUAUUGACGUGGGAGGCACGCAACUAUCUGCCCUAGAUAUUGAAGGAUCCAUCUUGCAUAGUCCAUGCAAACCCUUGGAAGCUCUAAGUACUGAUGUACACAAACGGUACGGAUUCAGAUGCGUUGAACCGAACCUAAUGUUCGUGCUUUGUCGUGGAGAUUAAUGGUCUUCGCCUGCAUUGAGAGUCUAUGCAGCAGAAGAUGUGGUGAACGAACUAAUCAAAGCAAGAACCGAGUACUUAGAAGCCUCCAUAGGUAUCUCGGGGAGGAAAAAGAUUGUGAUUCCGAGAUUCUUGCACAAGCGUCUUCGUGAUUUCGCAGAUGAUGAAGGGACAUUAGUUGAGUGGAUAUGCAGGCAGCUACCACCAGGACAACGUUGCUUGCAGCUCAAGGAAACAGCAAUGGAGUGGCUGAAGAAGCAAAGUGAGUCGUCUUUGAACAAAUUAAUAGAAGUAAGGCCUCACGAAUACGAGUUUCGCUAUCUCUUACAUUUGUAA
Brassica oleracea var. oleracea is the source of this 1539-nucleotide messenger RNA. RefSeq lists its product as uncharacterized. The record is from RefSeq and is a predicted model, not a curated record. NCBI's taxonomy places the organism in Eukaryota, Viridiplantae, Streptophyta, Magnoliopsida, Brassicales, Brassicaceae.